UUCUCAGAAUCAUGGCUGAAGAGUACAGGGACGGUCUGGGCAGGGCAAUGAAGGUGCUCAAGAUGGGCAACCUGAUGAACCCAAAGGAACUGGCCGUAAAAAUCACCUCUAGUAGGCGACCGAACAGGUUUGAAAUCCUGUUGGACCAUGUCCGUGAAGCCAGAAACAGGCAUAAGUUUAGUUGGUUAAGGGAUCUGGCCAGGGAGUUAGACAUUCUACAGUGUCACUCCCGUGAGUGGAUUUCCCAGAAUGUGAGCCGUUUGGGGCCCAUUCGUAAAUCCAAGUGGCAGGAUGCCCCACGUGAACAGAGUAGGGACAUCCGAUUAGGGACAGAUCCGGCUAUUGAACGGACUGGUGAGAAUCUCGAGUCGGUCCCUCCGGCAGAGCAGCAAUUGCUUGCUGGGGGAGAGGCUGACAGCGAGUCAGAAUCGGUUUCUUCUGGAACUGCCGAAAAGUUGUUGGGAGGUAACAGCCCAACAAAACCCUCAGGCAGUGGGAAGCCGGUUAGUUCGGUUAAGCCUCGUCCGCGUGAGCGAGACGAGAGUAAGACCCAGCACAGUGCUUCUGGGACAGGGCAGGUUCCGCAAGGCCCUGUUUCUAGAAGCCCGGCAGAGAGGGCACAAAGACCUUCUGUUCGGCAAGACAAGCCUCAGCUAGUCAUUACUGUGCCGGGUAAGGGUAAGCAGCCUGCUGGUCUGGGGAAAGGGUCCCAUGUUAAAGGCCGUUCAGUUCAGCAUACGCUGAGUGGAGAAACCCUUGCUAAGAGGCCAAAGCUGUCUUUGGGAGAAACAGGGCAACCAGGGCAUGGCCCUAGGUGUCCGGUAGGAGGAUGUGGGGCAGGUGUUAGUCGCAAACAUGCGCUUCUCUGUCAUUUGCCUGGUGUGUUUAAUCUGGCACUUUCAGGAGAUGAAAUAUCUCAACGCAGGUUAAGCGCCCUGAAGCUAUGCUGCAGGUGGCUUUUAGGAGCACAUCGGGAGCUCAGUGAUUUACUGGUUUAUAUUGAAUCGCUGAGUCCACUAUCCUCGGUUGAGCAGCCAGAUGCCUCCACUGUGCAGGCAAUGGUUGAUUUGGGUAGGACUUUGGGGGUGUCGGUUUCUAGGGACGUGAUAUUAAGACCGGAGGGUAAUGAUGUCACGGCCUUGGUGCACUGGCGCUUUCUAUUGUCAUUGAUGUCAAUGUUAGAGCGACAUCAGGUUGAGAAACUUGGACACUUAUUUCAGCUGUCCCAGGAAGAUCAACAGAAUCUCCCUAAGUUGCCUGAGGCCUUUGAUAGUCAUUGUCACCUUGACAGGACUAUGAGAGAGUGGGGGAUGACUAACCCAUCUCUGAAAGAGAUGAGUAAUCUGAACCCGCUAGAGUCUCACGAGGUUCACCUCGUGGGAGUUGUAGGGGUUUUCUGUGACCCUGAGACUUACCCUACACAGGAGGGUAUUAAAUCAUGGUCUGAACAGGGUGUCGUACCGGUCGUGGGACUCCACCCCCGGAAGGCGCUUACCGAUAAAGGGUUCAGUAAGCUGGCGGAAGUUCUCCAAUUUCCGGAGGUAGCAGGAUUGGGGGAGAUAGGUCUUGAUCGAACUGAACCUGCUGAAAAAUGGGCUGAACAGCUCCGCAAGGUUGAGCAAGUCCUGACUUUGCUGCAACCGGAGCAUGUGCUCGUUAUUCAUUGCAGAAGUUUGACAAACCUUUCAGAUGAGUCUCUGUUAACUAUGUUUUACUUGUUACAGAGUCAUCCCUCAGUCAGUAAGGAGCAGCUGAUUCACCUUCACUGCUUUACAGGGUCUUUGGACAUAUUACAGAAAUGGUUAGAAGUGUUCCCUAACACUUACGUUGGGUUCACUAGUAUGAUCUGUAAGUCCAAUGACUACCUAGACAUGCUCCGGAAACUAGAGUCUUCCCGUUUGCUCCUUGAAACGGAUGCUCCUUAUUUCAGCCCGCCACGCUGUAAAAAGUCCAAUCCCUAUAUGAUUGGAUGGGUUGCAUCCAGGGUAGCUGAGGCCAGAGGCCAAUCUUGGGGUGACCUCCUCAAGUUGGCAAGUACUAACGCAAAAAGACUGUACAUUGAGAAGCUCCCUCCAGUCUCAAUGUACGGUGAUGAGUCCGGUUAAGCCAUAGGGGCUCAACCCGGUGUACUGUGGAUGAAAUGUUCAUGGUCACCGGUAGUUGUGGUAUUGUGACUGAAAAGCCGCAAUACUAGUACUGGUUUUACCCAGGAAUCUCUCAUUAUUGAGAGUAAGAGACCAUGGCUAACUCCCAUGGUCUAAGACUACCUCCUUCUAUAGGACGGGGAGGAGUGUAGUGCCUGUCCGGUCUGGUCCGACAUACGUGAGGAUAGCCCUACCGGAAGUCGAAAAGGGUGAUUUCCUGUGGAGCGUUCCAGCCGGCUAGACGUCCUCAAUAACACAACCCAGCAUCUACAACAUCAUCAUAAUCUAAGGUUAUUGUUCAAUGUUCAUCAAGAAUCUACAGCCUGUAGUACAGCUGGCAGUAAUGUUACUCACACAAGAGAGAACUUACAGACCAACUCCAGCAAGAACAGCACAAUUACAUGUAGUACUACUACUACUAGUAGCACUUCAGACAGUUUCAGGAAUGAGGAAAAGAAACAACCUCCUGAAACAACCAACAACCUUCAAGUAUCAAAGGAUGACAAAUGUAAAGGCAGGGCCAGACGGAAAAAAGCAGUGAAGUUUGUUGGUAGAGAAAUUAUACAUCUAUGGACAGUAUGUGAAAAAAAAAGAAAACAAAGUGGUACAAGGGUAAUGUACUAGAUGUCGUUUCAGGCAAAGAUGGAGAUCCAGACGCUGUGUAUGAUGUUUUGUAUGAAGGCGAGGACAUGUCACAAGAAGUGGACGCACUAUACACUGAUUUAUGUGAUGGCUCAUUAAAAUUUAUAGAUAUUUAAGGUCCCUCAUGAGUCAUGUUCACAAAACAGCUGCUGCAGCUCCACACAAAAGAAUAUAACCUGAGUACCUGAUGAAAACUUGUUUCCAAUGCUAUCAUUUAUAUUGAAAAGAAGGAAUUGCAUUUAAAAAAUUGUAAAUCAGUCAGUUAAAAUGAAGAGAAUAUUUGUGUUAAAAAUAUGUAUUGAAUCCUUUUGAAUGAAUUGAGCGUUUUUCGCAGUUCACAGUUCACACAGCAAGAGAUGAAAACGUGUAUUUAACUUGUGGAAUUAAUGUGAUAACUUCAUGUUUGUAAAUAAAAUGAAGGCUAUAUGAUAUUUUUAUCUAAUUAAAUAGUAAACACUUGGCGUAAAGUGGUACUACAAGAAGAAGUGAAUGAAUUAUAAGGCCAGAGUCAACAGGAGAAUGUUAAUUUCAAGAUUAUACAAGUUUUUGAAAUUACAUGUGUGUGUUUAAUGUAAUUAAAUACUUAACACUUGGCAUGAAGUGGUAUUACAAGAUGAAGUGAAUGAAUUAUAAGGCCAGAAUCAAGAUGAGAAGGCUAAUUUGAAGGUUAUACAAGUUUUUGAAAUUACACCUGGGCUGUCAUACUUAAGUGUCGAAGUGGUAUUACCAGAUGAAGUGCAAAAAUUCCAGAACCAUUAUAAUUUAUUGAAAGUACGUUAAAUACUAUAGCUGAGAAGUGAAUGUUGAUGUUUUCGCUUUCCUUGAAAAUGAUUUGUGAGUUUACAGCAAAAGCCUUAAUGCUGAACAUUUUGGCAUUUUAUAGUGUUUGAAGAUUAUUUCAGCACACGUUUUGUAAAUGGGUACAUUACAGUUUGUACAGAUAGUAAUUUUUAACCUUCAGUAUAUUCAAAGAAAGAGAAAGAGUAUGAGGUAGGAACAAGUUUAAACAGAAAUGGAUUAUUUGUGAAAUAUGUCGUUUACAUUAAGGUAGCCUACAUGCACCAUGUGUACUGUUGCUCAGCAUGCUGUGAUGUUGUAUUUUGUCAAUAUUGACAAUGAAUACAUAAGUUUAUAACAUGAGUUACAGGAAAUUGACUGUAUGAAAUAAGAGCAAUUUUAAGAAAAUAGCAACAACAAUUCUGUAACAUUUAAAUACCAUUCUAACAUGGCUCGAUUUCAUUUCCAGUUAACCAAAGAUGAAAAUCAGCGUCUGUAUAUUUUGUGAGAAACAACGGUUAACACGCAGACCGGUGAGAGAGCAUUAUGACGUCAAAUUGCCGCACAACGUCUGAUACAUUACUCAUUGCGUAAAUGAAGUGCAGCAUAAUAUUAUAAUAUUUCAAUGAGCAUGUCAGAAUGAAAACAAUCAAGGCCUUCUUGUGAAUUAUUCUAUAAUUUACCACGUUCAUUGUUCAGAUGCUUUAGUAUUUAACCACUCAGUGCUAACGGCAGUGUGGUUCAAUUCUUAAGCAUCUUAACUCUGAACGUGCUUAAUUAGAUGAUAAACCACUCGGAGGCCAUGAUUAUUUGUUAAAUGAAAUCAUUUAUUAUUCGUGAAUUACAUGUAUUAACAUUUUUUGAGUAUCAUACAUCUUGCCACACCUCAACAACUUGUGAUUUUGUCUGUAUUUUAAGGUUGCCAGUGCAAAACCAUUACUUUAAAUUUACAAAGUUGAUAUAUCACUGUAAUAAUAAUAUUUAGCAAUUGCUUGAGGAUAUGUUUACUAAGUGACAGUUGUUAUAUUUAACACAUUUUUGUGUAAAGUGCAAUUGUUAUUUAAUUCUUCACAUAAAAUCAUAACUUCA
Mercenaria mercenaria is the source of this 4652-nucleotide messenger RNA. RefSeq lists its product as uncharacterized. Gene Ontology annotation, molecular function: hydrolase activity, acting on ester bonds. Bases 12 to 2105 code for a protein of 697 amino acids. The transcript is spliced from 5 exons. The record is from RefSeq and is a predicted model, not a curated record. Lineage: Eukaryota; Metazoa; Mollusca; Bivalvia; Venerida; Veneridae.